Molecule: messenger RNA, 952 nt
Organism: Dacryopinax primogenitus
Lineage: Eukaryota; Fungi; Basidiomycota; Dacrymycetes; Dacrymycetales; Dacrymycetaceae
Exons: 6
Coding region: 60-875 (271 amino acids)
Cellular component (GO): cytosol
Molecular function (GO): hydroxypyruvate reductase [NAD(P)H] activity; glyoxylate reductase (NADPH) activity; NAD binding
Source: RefSeq, a predicted model, not a curated record
AGCAAUUGCUCGAGGAGCUCCCCAAGCUGCCGAAGGGGAAGUACGAUGCGAUUGCCUUUAUGCCUGGUGCCGUUUGGCAGGGACUUGUCAAUGAAGAACUCAUAGGAUGCCUGCAAGGAUCCUUGAAGUAUAUUAACGGUCAUGGUGCCGGAUUUGACCACGUUGAUAUGGAUUGGGUGACAAAUGAGCUCGGUGCCUACUACGUUAACUCGCCCAAUGCGGUCUCUCACCCAACUGCUACGACGACUACCAUGCUUAUUCUUGAUUGCGUACGCUGGACAUCCCAGUUGGAACUUAGCACACGUCGAGGUGAAUGGAAAGGCGGUGCAGGUCUUACAAACGACACUCGCGAUAUGGUUGUUGGCAUUGUUGGCAUGGGAACAAUCGGCAGGAUUGUUCGCGACCAAAUCCAAGCAUUCGGGUCCAAGGUCAUUUACAGCAAUAGGCGACAACUACCCGAGGCCGAGGAAAACGGGGCCAAGUACGUUUCUUUUGAAGAGUUACUGUCUACGGCAGAUGUUAUUUCCCUGAAUUGUCCCCUGACUCCGGAUACUUUUCAUCUCAUCGGCGAGAAGGAGUUCUCCAGGAUGAAACAAGGCGUGAUGAUUGUCAACACCUCCCGGGGAAAAGUAAUUGACGAACCUGCUCUUGUUGCAGCGCUCAAGUCCGGCCACGUUGCUCGAGCCGGCCUCGACGUUUAUGAGAACGAACCUCAUCCUCAUCCGGAACUUCUUUCCUGUGAGCGUUGUACGGUCCUGCCCCAUCAUGGUGGUGGGACUCAGAGGGUCGUACACGAUGCCGAAUUAGAGAUAUUGGGAAAUAUGCGUGCAUUCUUCGAGAACGGAACAGCCGAGAAUGCUGUAAAUAACCCCUAGAUGACGAGUACCAAAGAUUCCGGUAAUUCGAUCCUUCAUGCAUGAUGUCCUCUUAUUUAGUGGUUCUGUAUGUAUAU